AUGUCAUCAUCUGUAUCGAGUCAGCCACAGUUCCGUCUUACCCAACCGCCGUCUAAGGUGUUGCAUUUGAGAAACCUGCCGUGGGAGUGUACUGAAGAGGAAUUGGUUGAGCUUGGAAAGCCGUUUGGUAAAGUUGUUAAUACCAAGUGUAAUGUUGGACCGAAUAGAAAUCAAGCUUUUAUUGAAUUUGCGGACUUGAAUCAAGCUAUUGCGAUGAUAUCAUAUUAUGCAUCAUCCUCGGAGCCUGCUCAAGUGCGAGGGAAGACAGUUUACUUGCAGUAUUCUAAUAGGCAGGAAAUAGUGAACAACAAAACAACAGCUGAUGUUGGUGGAAAUGUGUUGUUGGUUACCAUUGAAGGGGCAGAUGCACGCCUUGUCAGCAUUGAUGUUUUGCAUCUGGUAUUUUCUGCCUUUGGGUUUGUUCAUAAGAUUACUACCUUUGAGAAGACAGCUGGAUUCCAGGCUUUGGUGCAAUUCUCCGAUGCAGAAACUGCCUCUUCUGCUAAAAAUGCCCUGGAUGGAAGAAACAUCCCUAGUUAUCUGCUUCCUGAACAUCUUGGGCCGUGUACUCUUAGGAUCACAUAUUCUGCUCAUACAGAUUUGAGUGUAAAAUUCCAGAGCCAUCGGAGCAGGGACUACACCAAUCCAAAUCUUCCCGUUGCACCAUCAGCAAUAGAUGCAAAUGGAAUGUUCAGUAUGGGCCUUGACGGGAAAAAACUAGAGCCUGAGAGCAAUGUUCUUCUUGCAUCAAUCGAGAACAUGCAGUAUGCUGUCACAUUGGAUGUUUUACACAUGGUCUUUUCUUCUUUUGGUCCUGUACAGAAGAUUGCCAUGUUUGAUAAGAAUGGCGGACUUCAGGCUUUAAUUCAAUACCCUGAUGUCCAGACAGCUGUUGUUGCCAAGGAAGCAUUGGAAGGACACUGCAUCUAUGAUGGAGGUUUUUGCAAACUUCACCUCUCGCACUCACGCCAUAAUGAUCUCAGUAUAAAGGUCAAUAAUGAUAGGAGCAGAGACUACACAAUUCCCAACAAUGUAAUGGUGAACCCCCAGCCUUCAAUUCUAGGGCAGCAGCCAGUUGCAACCCAUGGUCCUCCUGGUCAUCCAUACACUGGAGCUCAGUUCGCUCCAAAUACAAGUCAUUCAAUGAUGCCUCAGCCUUCUGCUGGAUGGGCCACAGGCGUUCCACCGGUACCCCAUUCCAUGCCUGGCCAGAUGAACAAUAAUCCUUACUUGCCACCUGGAACUAUGCCACCUCAAAUGGGCCAUGGAAUGAUGCAGAUGCCCAGCCAUGGUGGCCCACCACAUGCUCAUGCGAUGCCCCCUUAUAGACCUGAUCACAUGCAAUAG
Messenger RNA from Dovyalis caffra, 1347 nucleotides. NCBI's taxonomy places the organism in Eukaryota, Viridiplantae, Streptophyta, Magnoliopsida, Malpighiales, Salicaceae. The record is from the annotation of a GenBank genome assembly.